Chaetomium fimeti is the source of this 704-nucleotide messenger RNA. RefSeq lists its product as uncharacterized. The transcript has 2 exons. NCBI's taxonomy places the organism in Eukaryota, Fungi, Ascomycota, Sordariomycetes, Sordariales, Chaetomiaceae. Gene Ontology annotation, biological process: proteasome assembly. The record is from RefSeq and is a predicted model, not a curated record. Bases 84 to 527 code for a protein of 147 amino acids.
CCUCAACACUGGAAUGCAAUCCGGUAAGUAAUUAUUGAGUACGUUGAGUCCAACUUCUUGCAUUUGCGAAGCUUCGAUUCACGAUGGAUGGAGACUCCGCCCGGGCCGAGUCCUUCCCGGCUCCGUCAAAGAAAACAGUUGGAACUGUUAAUGGUAUCUCAACUGAAGUCGAGUUGCUCAACUUCGCGGACAAGAUCAUGAUCACCGUCUCCCAAAGUGGACGUCUUGCCCAGUGGAUCCAGGUGCCACUCUCAGCGCCGUCGUCAGCCUCUGUGGACAUGGCCUUGCCUGGGGCUGGCCUGAAUGCGCUUCCCUCUGUCCAUCUUACGCCCAAGACACUCGUUGGGAUGGGUGGCGAAGAACGGGAGACACUCGGUCAUCUUUAUGCUAGCCAAAUUGCGAGUCAUCUGGCUCUCCGGAAUUCGGACGAGAAGAGAACAUUGCUUUUGGGGUUGGGUUUGGACAGUGUUGAGGGCGGUGGAGAGGCGUUCUAUGACCUGCUUGAGCUGGUGCUGCAAGUUCUCUGAGAUGUAUCAUGAGCUCGAGCGCUGGGCUGCUCAGAACCAGUCACAAUUGUGUGGUUUUCUAGAGUGCCCAUUCAGAUUAGUUCCUGCUAAAGCACAAAAUACUACCUCCAUUGGUCGUGCAAUUAAAGGUGUGUUGACUAAGUUUGAAGCAAGUGCCAUAGUUAGGUUCCUCGGGAC